AUGGAAGAUCCUCAAGAAGUGCAUCUUAGCAAAAAUGAAACUGCAGUAAAAGAAUCAAAUUUCCUGGAGGGAAAUGGUUUUCGUGCUCCAAAGAAUGAGUCAACAAUGAGAAGGAAAAAAGUGUAUUACCGUUGGUUCAGAAUAGCCAUCCAUAUUGCACUUGUGUUGGUUUGUGGAUCAGCUGCACUACUCCUUGGAAGGUUGUACUAUGAAAAAGGUGGGAAGAGUAAGUGGAUGGGAACAGCCCAAGCGAUUCCCACUUGGAUUUGGUACCUUCCUGUCUCUACCUAUUCACUCAUUUGCUCAUCCCAGUUGGCUUUUAAUGCUUUCUUCUCGUACUUCCUCAAUUCACACAAGUUCACACCUUACAUAAUCAACUCUCUAGCCCUCCUUACCAUUUCUUCUACCCUCCUUGUGUUUCAAAACGAGUCAUCAGAUGAUUCAGACUCCACACAAAUCUCUAAAAAGAAGUAUGUGGUUGGAUUUAUGUGCACUGUUGCUGCAUCUGCAGGGUAUGGACUGUGGCUUUCCCUCACACAGCUUGUGUUCAAGAAGGUUAUAAAAAGGGAAACAUUCAAAGUGAUCAUGGAUAUGAUAAUAUACACGUUCCUUGUAGGUACUUGUGCUACUUUAGUGGGACUUUUUGCUAGUGGAGAGUGGAAAGGUCUGAAGAAUGAAAUGAAGGAGUAUGAGAUGGGGAAGGCUUCAUAUGUGCUGAACCUCACUUCCACAGCCAUAUUUUGGCAACUCUUUACAAUUGGUUGUUUGGGCCUUAUUAGUGAGGUUUCUUCCCUCUUCUGUAAUGCCAUAACCGUUUUGAGAGUGCCUCUCGUUCCAAUGUUGGCAGUGAUAUUCUUUCAUGACAAAAUGCAUGGUGUUAAGGUUAUAUCUAUGGUGCUAGCUAUUUGGGGCAUUAUAUCAUAUCUGUAUCAACAGUACCUCGAUGAUACCAAGUCUGAAAACAGAAACACCAGUAAUGUUCCAAAGCCUUCUGCACCACUAGAUGAGGUUAAUAAAUGA
Molecule: messenger RNA, 1020 nt
Organism: Sphenostylis stenocarpa
Lineage: Eukaryota; Viridiplantae; Streptophyta; Magnoliopsida; Fabales; Fabaceae
Source: the annotation of a GenBank genome assembly